AUGAUGGAUCUCGUAUUGCGGGCCAGUGAAUAUGGUUUUCCUUCAUAUUUACGUCGUAAAAAGACUCUUUUCGAUAAGAUCACUUUUGAUAUACCAAAAGAAAAAAAAGUCGAAGGACUUGAAAAAGUUGAAUUCCACGUCCACGAAUUUGUCAAACAAUUUAUUGUCUUGGCCAAAAAUAUAACUGGACGAGAAAUCAGUCUGAAAAACGUCGCACAAUCGACUAAAGAUAUAUGGCUAAAUUCAUUUCAUCCUAAAGAUUUUCGGCAACACAUUGAGUCAAAUGCUUUACGCGUGAUUGAAUAUGAUGACCAUCCAAUUUCAAAAGACAAAAACCAAGCUAGAGCAGAGAUGUUUACACCUAUUUUAAACGGCAAACACUCACCUUUUCUAUCAUCGAAAAAUCUUCCUGUAUUUAUUCUUGUAAUGCACGCUUGGAGACUCUUAUUUUGGACGGCCAUCUCCGAAAGUAAUAACUUCUUUAGAACAUUGCAGGAAAGCCAAUAUGAGGAUCAUAAAACCGUAGCUUCCAUUCCGCAAAAGACGGAUGAACUCACUAGCACAUUCAUUUUUCAUGUUUGCUCUGAGUUACGGGGUGAUGAUUCCCUUCUCCCUACCGAUUUACCAAUGGGAUUCUGCCCUAACCCAUGUGCCACAGCCCCCUGUUUGACUAUUUCUCAUUCGACAGGACAUGGGUGCCACCUAAUUGGUCGCGGGUUAUUCAUGAACGAUUUUAGAUGUGAGUGUCUACCUGGAUUUAAAUGGGUGUCCAGUGCGGACAUUGGAGGCUUUGAAAAUGAUACCUGGGAAAGAAUUCCUUCUUCAGAUGAAAUUGGAGCCUGCGUGAAUAUAGACAUAUGUGAAACUUAUUGUGACCCAUUUGGAACACGAAGGUGUGAUAUAAUUCUAGGCACUGCUAUUGCUGUCUGUGCAUGUAAGUUGACACAUAUGGGCCCAACAUGCAGUCUACUUCGCGAUCCCUGCAUUGAACUGUCGGAAAAGGAGAAAAUGCCUGGAAAUAUGGCUUGUAAUAUUGGCCAAGGAGGACGCUGUAUCCCUACAUAUGGAAGUGAUUUCUAUGAAUGCAGGUGUCCAUCUACGUGGACGAAAGAUUACAGUCUUGACUAUGAAAAUUGCUUGGCCCUUAAAGACCGAUGUAUGUCAGAAGUUUGCGUUCGUGGCGAUUGUAUUUCUUCUGCUGAUGGCUCUAAAACUCUUUGCAUAUGCCCUGAAGAAGCCUAUGGAGAGCGUUGUGAAAACUUGCGUGGUAAUUGGGGGCAUUGGAGUCCGUGGUCAUCGUGUUCACCGGCCUGUGGCAACGGGAAGAUUCGACAUAGGGAACGAAUUAGAGGAUGUCUCUAUGGCGAUUCUUGCAGCGGUGAUAAGCGGAGACAAGUUGAGGUUUGUCCGGAGAAUAUACCCUGUCCAGACGAAUUAGUUACACUUGGACUAGGUCCUGAAGCUUUAGCUCCUCAUGACGUUCUGCAGGGAGGAGAAGCACAACCAAACUUCGAUCUUCAGAUGGCCUAUGCCAAGAAAUAUCGCAGACACAGUCUGCUAACACAGGUUUUAAAAUUCGUUUUUCUUCUGUUAUGUGCUUUCGCCGUUGUUUCUACCACAAUUAUGUUCUUGUAUGCCGUUAUGAAAUAA
Molecule: messenger RNA, 1650 nt
Organism: Rodentolepis nana
Lineage: Eukaryota; Metazoa; Platyhelminthes; Cestoda; Cyclophyllidea; Hymenolepididae
Source: the annotation of a GenBank genome assembly